AUUACUAAUCUUUUUAUUUUGAGACUUAAAAAAUGGUACACAUGCGAAGUGUUUAAUGACGGACGUACAGGGACCACGUUUCAAAUUCAGGAUGGGUGGGGGACGAUCGAUACAUUUUCCCCCUUUUAAGAGCAUCGACACCUCCUCCUCUCCCCUCUCUCUGUACUCUCUCUCUCUCUCUCUCUCUCUCUCCACACCGAUCCCUUUACUGCGAGAUAAACCCUAAUCUCUGUCCUCUUUCACUUUCUCUCUCUAAAGCGAUUUCGAGGUGAGGUGAAGAAGCAUCAAACAAAGAGUAGCAGCAUAAUAAGGUGGAAGACGAAGCAAAAGCAUAUAUAGAGAGAGAAAGAGGCAUGAAGAACCUUUACCCGAAGGGGAAGGGACGGAUCCAUCCAUCUCCGUCGUCGUCGUCGUCGUCGUCGUCCUCCUCCGCCGGGGCCGCGGCGGACGCCAUGGCGGUGCUCCGGCUCCUCCCCGCGGCGAUCGUCGCCCUCACCGCGGCGCUCGGGGACGACGACAAGGAGGUGCUUGCGUACCUCAUCACCUGGUCCAUGAACGGCCCCGCGCCGCCGCCCUCCGCCGCGGCGUCGCCGGCGGAGCGGCGGCUCUUCCGCACGCCCGCCGCUGCGGCGGCGGCGCAGCAGCAGCAGCAGCAGCACCGGGCGCUCUUCAGCUGCGGGUGCUUCGACUGCUACCGCAGCUUCUGGAGCCGGUGGGACUGCUCCCCCGAUCGCGAGCUCAUCCACCAGGCGAUCGACGCGUACGAGGACCACGUCGCCGCCGCGCAAUCGGAGCUCCACGCCGGCGGCUGCGGCGGCGGAGCGAGGGCGACGCGGCGGCGGGAGCGGCGAUCGUCGGAGAAGAGAGAGAAAGCUAAAGCGAAGAGGGGGAUCAUGAGCAGCGAAACGAGGAGCGUUUGCGACGAUGGAGAGGCGGUUAUAAAGGAGGCGGAGGGGGAGGGGGAAGAGGCGGUUGCGGUGGCCGUUGAGGAGGGGGAGAAGCUUCUAGAAGCGGGGGAGGAGAAGCUUCUAGAAGAGGCUAGUAGGGAGAGCGAGGAUACUAGAGAAGGUGCGAAGGAGGCGGUGGCGGUGGAGGUGGAGGUGGAGGUGGAGGUGGAGAGGCGGAGGGGGUGGGCGGACGUGACGGGAUUAUUCAAUCCGCGUUUUUGGGGGCUUUGGCGUCCGGGUGUCUGAAGAGAAGUGUUCUUUAUUUUUAAUAUUUUCCUUUUUUUGGUUUAAUUUUCGAAAAUUAGGGGGGAAAAAAGUAAAAAAAAAAAAUAGAAAAAGAAAAUAGAAAAGUAGUAAAAAAAAAAAAUAAUAAGAACACGAGUUGUGGCGUUGUUGUAAUUUUUAGUUGUGGCUUUUUUUUUAAAAUUUGGUUUUGUGUAUUUUGUAUAUUUUUGGCCUACUAAUAUGAUGGGUAUUUUUGGCUUUUUUGAUGUAAGAGUUUUAUUAUUAUUAUUUUAUUUAGAUAAAACAAGUGAAUGUAACGAAUGGAGCGACGACACGUGUCGUCGUGUGGUGGACCCGGUUCAGAGAACUCCCUUAUGUGGCCUGGUCGGUUUGUCGCCGUUAUAUAUUAUUUAACUUUAAAUUUUCGACGUGAGUAAAA
This is a messenger RNA of Ananas comosus (pineapple), 1611 nucleotides long. RefSeq lists its product as uncharacterized. The coding region runs from base 354 to 1193 and encodes 279 amino acids. The record is from RefSeq and is a predicted model, not a curated record. The transcript has a single exon. Lineage: Eukaryota; Viridiplantae; Streptophyta; Magnoliopsida; Poales; Bromeliaceae.